UUUAGGUCAUGUUUCAACCAUACUAGCAUGGUUUUGGUGACACCUGGCAGCCUGCGCUCCAUCAUCCAAAUGAGCUAUGACAGAAGGCGAAGAAGUGGCAAAAUUGCAGGCACCUUUGCCCUCGAUGCCCUCAUCGUCAGAAGCUCCAGGAAUCGGGCUCUACGUCACUGUGAGCUUUGACGAUGGUCCUGGGACUGGUUUGACAGCACUGACAUCAGAGGAGAGCAGGGAUGACGCUUGCGAUGAACGCUAUUGGAGAUUCCAAGAGGUCCAUGGAUUUCCUCCACGAUUUAAGGUGCUUUUCGCUGAUGGAAUGACUUCGUUUCUGAAAGACUUGCCAAAUGCUGAGCAGGGUGUAUUGAUUGAUGAAGAUGGCGAUGAGCACCAGUAUCUCAAAGUCGAGCAGCUCGUGGUACUUGACCAGCAGGAGCGUGAAGAGUCAAAGGGGAUGAGGCGUGCGCCGGGUGGGUAUGGCUUUAUUGAAGUGGUGGAGGAUGCUUCUGUCAGUGAAAAACCUGAGAAGAAGCGCUCAACAACAAAGAAGCCACAAGCAGCAGGAAUUUCAAAGCGUCGUAAGGUCGAAGGUCCACCGGUCUCCGAAGCAGAUGCUGGCGCAACACCAAGCACCUCAGAAGGUCUGGUAGGCAGUCACUGGAAGUCGAAGUUGACCAAUGGCGUCAUCAUGAAGGAGGGGCCGAAGAAGCUGCGGUGGAGUGGCCCGGGUGCAGGACCACUCGUACUACGAGCCGGCGCAGAAGAGGCUCCAGCUGCAGGUCCCAAUUUGGUCGCUGAAGGUGAAGAAGCUGGAGGAGCAGGACCAGCGGUGGAAAAUGGCAGUGGAGGCGAAAGUGUCUCUGCGGCGCUGGCUGCUGCUGGAGUCCCUAGAGAAGGCGCCACUGCUGGUGCAAGUGCUCGGGUCAUUGUCGAAGAGGCAAAGACUAGCCGGUCAGUGUGUCGAAGUUGUGGGAUGACUGUCGAGAAAAAGAGCGUGCGCUGCGGACUACAAGGUUAUGCUGGUGGCCGGUCUGUGCUUCUUUGGGCCCACGCAAGCUGCUUCCUGAAGAAUCUCCAAGUGGAAUACGCGUGCACUAGACGUGGGCGCUGCAAGGGUUCGGGAGAAGCCUUUGAAGUUGGGCAGGUUCGUGUGGCCUUUGAGGUAGGGAAUCACAAGUCUUGGUGGCUUCCCAGUGAAGCUGCCCGUUGGACCUCUUUGGUGGUUCAGCUCUCUGGCGUUGCUUUGACCUCCUUGCUUGGCAUCGAUGAGCUGGAAGAGGAGCAUCGGGGAGCUUUGCUCGAACUCUUGCGUUCAGGGGCCGCAAGCUCUGUGCAGCUCAAGAGCUCCAAGGCGCCGAAAGCAAAAAAUAAGAAGCCAAGGGCUACGAAACCUUCCAAGGUGCCCUCACGAGCCACGGCUGACGUGGACAGUGGGCCGGCCGGGCAGGCUGAGCAGGCACUUGAGCUUGAGGACAAGGAUGACAGUGAUGUGGAGCUAGGCAUUCUCGAACCGUUACCAGGCUGUGUGCCUUUGGAUUUGGAUGAAUCAGAUGAAUGAUUUCCCAAAAUCCAAUCAAUCGAAUUCAAU
Molecule: messenger RNA, 1582 nt
Organism: Durusdinium trenchii
Lineage: Eukaryota; Dinophyceae; Suessiales; Symbiodiniaceae
Source: the annotation of a GenBank genome assembly